This is a messenger RNA of Pelobates fuscus (common spadefoot toad), 3082 nucleotides long. It is a transcript of the gene SGCB, whose product is annotated as sarcoglycan beta. The record is from RefSeq and is a predicted model, not a curated record. The coding region runs from base 35 to 973 and encodes 312 amino acids. Gene Ontology annotation, biological process: muscle organ development. The transcript has 6 exons. NCBI's taxonomy places the organism in Eukaryota, Metazoa, Chordata, Amphibia, Anura, Pelobatidae. Gene Ontology annotation, cellular component: sarcolemma; sarcoglycan complex.
GGGACUGCUGUCAGACUCUGGGCUGAGGGAAGAGAUGGCGGCGGCCGAGCAGAGUUCAAAUGGGCCAGUCAAGAAGUCAAUGCGUGAGAAGGCUGUUGAACGCAGAAAUGUGAACAAAGAACACAACAGUAAUUUCAAAGCUGGAUAUAUACCCAUCGAUGAAGAUCGUCUGCAUAAGACUGGCCUGAGAGGUCGGAAAGGCAACCUAGCUAUUUGUGUGAUUAUCGUCCUGUUUAUCUUGGCCGUCAUCAACUUAAUUAUCACCUUGGUUAUCUGGGUUGUGAUUCGCAUUGGUCCCAAUGGCUGUGACAGUUUGGAGUUCCACGAGAGCGGCUUACUCCGGUUUAAGCAAGUGUCUGACAUGGGAAUAGUACAACCAUUGUAUAAGAGCACUGUGGGAGGACGGCGGAAGGAAGAUCUUGUGAUCACUGGCAACAACCAGCCUGUCAUUUUUCAACAAGGAUCAACAAAGCUUGUUGUGGACAAAGAUAAGACCUCUGUAACCAGUGAUGUUGGUAUGGAAUUUGUUGACCCCAGAACCCAGAAUACAUUGUUCAGCACAGAUUACGAGAAGCAUGAAUUUCAUUUGCCGAAAGGUGUGAAAACCUUGAAUGUCCUCAAGGCAUCUACAGAAAGGAUCACCAGCAAUGCUACAAGCGACCUUAAUAUAAAAGUCGAUGGGCGUAUUAUUGUACGUGGAAAUGAAGGUGUAUACAUCAUGGGGAAGAGCAUAGAGUUCAGAAUGGGUGGAGACAUGGAGCUAAAAGCAGAGCAAAGUAUAAUCCUAAAUGGCACAGUGAUGGUCAGCACGUCUCGGCUCCCCAGUUCUACUACAGGGGAGCUACUGUAUGAUGGGGAAUGGGAGCGUUACAAGCUGUGCAUGUGCGCAGAUGGGACUCUUUUCCGAAUUAAGGUGGAGGGACAAAACAUGGGAUGUCAGACUUCCGAAAACCCAUGUUUAGCAACAUUCUAAAACAACAAAACCAGCAAUUGUCAGUAUUAUGCAAAACCCUUUAGGAUGACAUUUUUUAUGUGAGCCACAUAAGACAAACAUGUUAACAGUGUUAUUAAAAUGUUUUACCAAUGCAGCAUUACAGAUAUGUGCUACUGUAAUUAUGUGUGUGAAAAAAAAUAUUUGCAUGGAAACCACUUGUAUUUACAGUUUUAUUAUAUGCCAUAUUCAGUGACAUUAAUAACACCCCAUGAAUUAUUUACAAGCCCAGAAUAUCAUGCUAACACAAUCCAUCAUAAUCUGUUCUUUCUGGCUCACCAGAUCAGGUACUUUUUACGUUAAUUAUAGCAACCCGUGCCAAACCUGUUUGAUAUAGAUAUGUGUGAGUCCAAAAUGAUUGAAGUUCACAUAAGGAGAUAACUAGAGAUUCCAGAUUUACUCUAAGUGUUAAUGCUUUUUUACAGUGUUAGGCCAACUCAUUGAUAAAGAAGAAAGUUGUGGGUUUUUGUUUAACUUGAAGCCCAUAUAAAUAAAUAUUUGGGGUGAAGCAUUAACAUUAAAGGGACACUGUUGGCACCCAGACCAAUUCAGCUCAUUGAAGUGGUCUGGGUACUGUGUCCCUAUUGCACUUAGUGCCACUAUGUAAAACAUUGCAUUGUUUACAUUGCAGCUCUAAGUCUGCCCUUACUGACUGUCUACCAUACAGCAACAGCAGGAGCUUCUGGAAUUGAAACCCAUGUUUGGUCCGUUAUCUGACGCUAGACAUCCUCACGUUCUGCAUGAGGACCUCCAACGUUAGAUUUUCCCCAUAGGAAAGCAUUGAACAAUGCUCUCCUAGGGAGAAAUGCUAAUGCGAGCGCUGCCAUUGCUGCGCAUGCGCAUUAGGUCUCCCCCGCCGACAUCAGCGUGAGCGAAGCCUGACCCAGCGCUGGAUUCAGGUAAGUGGCUGAAUGGAUUUUAACCCACUCAGCCCUUCGGGAGAGGGGGCGCGAGAGAUGGGGGCACCUUUUAAACCUAUAUUGCCACGAAAACUUUGUUUUCCUGGCACUAUAGGAUCCCUUUAAUAUUAUUCAAAGAGUACUGUAAAUGUAUAUACUCUUCCAUUGAGCUAUUGAGGACAUGAGUGCACUUAGUCUCUGCUAUGCAGUUAAAGAGGACCUGUCUAUAUUGAGAUCUUUUUUUUAAUUCCAUAAAUAUAAAAGUAGCCAAAGUUUAUAUUAUUUGAUUAGUAUUAAUUUUAAUUUUAUCAGAGGUUCACUGGGGAAAAAAGAAGCUAUUUUUGUAAAGUACCCUGUCUCUGCCUUUUCAGAAGAUAAAUGUGAUGUCAGAAUUGGGUUUUGUUAAACAAAAUAUACAUAACAAUGAAACCUCUACUUUUAUUUCCUGGAUUAAUAUUAAAAAGCAAUCUCAAAACAUGACAUUCCCUCUGUAAGGUGUGCACUAAUUUUCCUGAAUUUUUACUUAUUUAUAGCUGUUACUAUAAGAGAUUAUCUACUAAUCCAUCUUUUAGAAGAUAACCAAAAUCUAUUCUCCUCUAAGGAAGGCUCAGUUUUAUUGUUGAAACUAAAAUCAUAGAAAACUGUCCUAGCUAAUAAUUUUAUAAAACAGAAAAAAAAUACCGGUACUCUGUGAACAAUGUCCCAUAAUGUUUGCGUUUACAUUUUUUCUGGAUCUUAGCUGGUUUUGGAGUUAGAAGUUUUUGCUCUCUUUUGGAAGUAAAUCAAAGAAUGGCAAAAAAAAAAAAAAAAAAACACAGCUUAAAAUUUUUAUGGAUUCCUGUAAAGCCCCAAAUAGUCCAGUUUUAUUUCAUGUGCUUUUUUUCUGUAAUAUAUAUAUAUAUAUAUAUAUAUUUCUCCUGAGGUUUGAUUCCAUGCUGAGCGGUACACUUCUUUCAAUUCUUCGUAUACACAGUUUUUAUAUUUGCAAUAAAUUUAUUUAACCUGGUUUUAGAUCAUUAACCUGAAUGUUUUACACAUUGUAGCCGGUGCCUUGGAGUAUUAUCUGAAUACACUAAUGAACAUGAGGGUGUGUGUGCCUGUUCUAUAUUUAUUUGUGUGGCUUUUUUUUCUAUUACUCUAAAAAAAGGCAAGAAUAAACUAGAUCUUAAAAUAUAUACUACUUGAAACCUUU